This is a messenger RNA of Schistocerca piceifrons (Central American locust), 2492 nucleotides long. RefSeq lists its product as uncharacterized. Gene Ontology annotation, molecular function: protein binding. Bases 44 to 1633 code for a protein of 529 amino acids. The record is from RefSeq and is a predicted model, not a curated record. Lineage: Eukaryota; Metazoa; Arthropoda; Insecta; Orthoptera; Acrididae. The transcript is spliced from 10 exons.
CCGCUCGCAGCGUGCACAGCCGGCCGCCGGGUUGGCACUGCGCAUGCGCGGAGCGUUGACCGCGCUCCAGGCAGCGGAGUCCAGCGCAGCGUCCCGCGCCGACGUAUCCGCCGCCGCCGCCGCUGCCCGUGCCUUCUCAAGCAGGAUGGGUACCCGUGUAGCAGCUACUGCUGGUCAUUUCCCAGACAAGAGCCUAUCGGGAGUGCCACGACUACUGGAAGACCUCGCUCGGCUUGCCGAGGAUCACGAUUCUGCAGACAUCGUCUUUCUUGUGGGACGAGAGGAGGUGCCUGUUUAUGCUCACAGGCUUAUACUCAUGGUCAGGUGUAAGAGCUUCCAGACGGCCAAGCGUGGUGAAGUGUGCCGCAUCCCGGGCUGCUCUGUGUCCCCAGCAGCCCCAGGCACGCCCACCCCAGUGCGGCUGCCACACUUCCAGCCGGACACGUUCCGCAACUUCAUGCUUUAUGUGUACACCGGAAAGAUCAUACUACAGGACAGUGGUGUGUUUGAGAUGUUGACCUUAGCACAAGAAUUAGGAGUAGAAGAACUGAAGAAAACUUGUGAAGAUCAUGUAACAUCAACAUUGUCAGUCCUGAAUGCAUGCACAUUCUUGGCUGCUGCUAUGGAAAUACAGGACCAGGCAGCAGGUGGCAAGUGUACCAAAUCAUUUGUGGAACGAUGCAUUUCAUACAUCGGAGAAAAUGCCACAGGGUGUGUUAAGACCAAUUCAUUUCUUAAUUUGCCAAAGGAAGCCCUUAUUAAGUUGAUUUCUUCAGAUUAUCUUGCACUUGAAGAAGAAGAUGUGUGGCGAGCUGUGUUAAACUGGGCCAAAUAUCAAGCAGGUGUUACACAACCAACAGCCCACUGGACUGAGGAGGAAAGAGCACGAGUAUGUCAGCACCUUGCUGGAGUCAUCAACCAUGUUCGACUUUUACUUAUAGACAGCCAGGUUUUUGCAGAAGAGGUGGAGCCCACAGGAGCUGUGCCAAUGGAACUCUCUUUGGAAAGAUACCGCUAUGCAGCUCUUCCAAACAAAUUCCGUGAGAACUGUGAAGAUAAACGUCUGCAGCCAAGAGUUUUUCUCAAGUUCUUCCCAGAUUCACAGAUCCUUGUGCAGGACAAGACAUCUUAUCACAGAGUGUUAAACAACUGGUAUGGCUCUGCAAAGCAAGUGUGGAGACUGGUGUAUCGUGCAUCCACGCACGGCUAUUCUGCAGAAGCAUUCCACCGCCAUUGUGAUGGGAUAGCACCGACAUAUGUGAUUGCAUUGGGUGCAACAUCAGAGAUUUGUGGCGGUUUCAGUGAUGUCCCAUGGGAGAAGACAAACAUUACAGGCCACUACAUUCCUUCACAAAAGGCUUUUCUUUUUACACUGCCAAAUAAUCCAGAUUUAUCACCAACCAAAUUUAACAUAGUAAAGAAGAUGUUUGCAAUAUGCUACCAUCCAGACUGUGGCCCCAUCUUUGGAGCUGGAGCAGAUCUGCUUAUUUCGAGCAACUGCAACAACAACAUGGACAGUUAUUCCAAUUUGCCACAUUCCUACGAUGGAGAAAAUGCCUCGUGUCUUGCUCUUAUGGGAGAUUACAAUUUUACCGUGCGUGAUUAUGAGGUUUUUACACCUGCUGGAAAAUAAACUGCACACUUCAAGUCAUGUUGUGGCAUUUAUGUGUAUUUAUAGGUAACGAAGUUUCCUGUUUACUUAAUUUCAUUCAUAUAAACAAUGUUUCCUGCAUCUACAAUCAAAAUCUGGAUAUGAGGGUCAGAAUUAAAAUCAUGAACAAUCCACUUUUAUGAGUGUUAAUUUUUAGACAAACUAUGUACAUAAUCUUAAUCUACAGACUUCUCUGUCACUUAUUGUUAUAAUCUCAAUUUCUUUGCACACAAUUUACAUGUGAUUCUGUAAAUUCGAAAAUGUUUUUGCAGUAGAAUUCCAUUAUGGUUAUUUGAAUACACUGAUGCACCACUUUCAGGAUGCCCUCUUCAGUAAGAAACUGACUGACAACACACUGUCAAAACAGAACACCGAUGUCAACCAUUUUGUAAACAUAGCCUAUGAUCACUUGAUAGAAGUUAUUGGUGUCACAGUGUUUCAACUCAUAGUGUAAAAUCUGUAUAUUUUGAUAAUACUUUCAUUUUUAUUACAUUGGUUUAGUUGCUGAUGAGACAGAUUGUUGCUCAGGCCUUUCAGUAUAGCAUUCAUAUCUGCAUAUUGCAAUCAAGAAAUCAAUAAGAUGAGCCCACGUGUCAUUUUUAGACUGUUUGCAAUAGUGCUUGUAGAGCUACACAUGUGAAUUCCUUUAUUUCUUUUACUGAAUCCAAAUACUAUUGACAGCAAUGUGUUAUCCUCAGAAAGUUAUCUCAGUUUUAGGCGUUAAACCUGUAAUAAUCAUCUUGAAGACAACAGAUGAUCAACGACUGAAAACCUGAAUAAUCUUAAUACUAGUAUUGUUCCUACUGGCACAGAGAGUUGCAAUAAAGGUUUCUUCUUUUAA